Messenger RNA from Cololabis saira (Pacific saury), 8454 nucleotides. It is a transcript of the gene lratd1, whose product is annotated as LRAT domain containing 1. The coding region runs from base 201 to 986 and encodes 261 amino acids. The record is from RefSeq and is a predicted model, not a curated record. Lineage: Eukaryota; Metazoa; Chordata; Actinopteri; Beloniformes; Belonidae. The transcript has 2 exons.
CACUACUCACCAGUACGCGGUGCGUAAAGUGAGGGAAAAGAGUGAGAAGAAGGAGAAAAGAGGAAAAAAAAAAAAAAAAGCAGAAGGGGAGCAGAGGCCCGUGGUGCUCUCUGUGCAAAUGGACAACAAGGAUUUAUAAUCAAUUACCCUGGGGAACGCACAGACACCGCAGUCCAUGCCUCUGCCUUGCCAGGUCAUUGAUGGGAAACCAACUGGAUCGGAUUACCCACCUGAACUACAGCGAGCUGCCCACGGGGGAUCCGUCCGGGCUGGAGAAGGACGAGCUUCGGGUCGGCGUCGCCUACUUCUUCUCUGACGAAGAGGAGGAGGUGGACGAGCGCACUCCGUCCGACUGCGGCUUCAGCAAGGACCACAGCCCGGAGGAGGGACCCUUCUCCCUCAGCGAGCUGGAGUACUCCGCCUUCUGCUCCCAGGAAUGCAUCUUCUCCAAGCUGCGGGAAAACGAGGACUUGAACGUGUACUCGGCCAAAAGUUUGCUGACAAUGUGCAAACCGGGGGACCUGCUGGAGCUGGUGGACGCGGCGCAGGCUCCCCACUGGGCCAUCUACGAGCACGACGACCGGGUCAUCCAUCUGCACAAGGGAGAAAUCCGCAAGGACGGCCUGCUCGAAGUCAGCGACGGCCGACACGGGAGGAUAGUCAACAAUCGCUACAGAUUUAGACCGCUGCCCCCCGACCUGGUGAUGCAGAACGCGGUGGGACACCUGGGCCUGAGAAGCGAGGAGAUUUGCUGGACCAAUUCGGAAAGUUUCGCAGCCUGGUGCCGCUUUGGGAAGCGAGAGUUCAAAGCUGGCGGAGAGGCGCACUCGGCGGAGCAGCAGUACUUCCUCAAAGUGCAUGUGUCCGGCAGCGGCGUGCACACGCUGGUGUUCCGCAGCCUGGAGGACAUGAUCCGGGAGAGAAGGCGGGUGGACGCCAGUGGGAUUCUCAAAGAGCUGUCUUUGGUUAACGGGGUGAAGGAGUGAUCAGGGAUUCCGUUUGAUAUCAUCUCCUCCAUGCACCAGCUCAGCCUAUAACCCUCCCCGCCUCCCGACACCGACCGAGGCGCACGGACGCACGGACGCACACUCUCCAGCGCGCACCAACGACCUCGCACACACGCACACAAGCACACACAUGCGAAAGGGACCUGUUGGUGUGAGACUGGCUGCUUUUGCAUCCACGCUGGAUGAACCGCAGCACUCGUGGUGGGAUUUACAGCAGGAUUGAGGGUUGAAAAAUGAGUGCGGCCACAUGAACAGACAACGCCCCGUCAGAUAUGAGUUCCUGCAGAGAGGGGAGGGUGGGGGGGUACGCGAUUUCUAAUAAAUCCAUUGGCCUGAUAAGCAAAUUACUUUGCCAGCCGUCACAUAGCGCACACGACUCGGUUUGGUUUCUUUUUGAUUUGUUGGUGAGGAUGGAAGUGGCCCCUUCUCUGCAUAGCGCGCCUGCCGCAGCAACCGACGGUGAGACCGGGAGAGGGGGGUGCGGGAUAGGAUCUGGGAUGGCUCUCGGAAGUCUCCCUUCUAUUUUUUUACUGUUAGCUUUAAGACCGGGACAACCUGCAACACAGAUCCAAGCCACUAUUUCAUAGACCUCUUGACAGUCCCAGCUGGCAUACGCAGUUGCCUAAACAGAAGCAUCUUUGCUUGACCAAGCUCCUCUUGCCAUAUCAAGACUAUUGUCAUUUCCACAAUGCUGUCAUCUUGAUCCACAGCACUGGAUGUAUGUGUAAAUUGUAUUCAUACAUUGAUUUAAAUUCGAGUCCCUUAUUUUUGUAUUUAAUUUUAGUGGAUUUAACCCUGAUCUCUCUUUUUGGUUCAAAUAAAUGGAGGUUAAAAUCUGAAAAAUAAGAACCACAUUGUCUAUCAGGUCUUGUUUGGUUGCACUCAUGGUGCCUUACUUUCACUCACUCACACACACACAAAGGGUUCUAUUAAUUAUUGAUGUUUGAAUGGCUCCUGACCUGCCUCGAGCCCAGCAGAAUUCAAUUAUCAUUGCAGUAUUUGGCCAUAAACUUGUCAUCUGCAUAGAACAUAUACAGGAUUUAUGAAAGAAUCCAUAUGUGAUCUGGCACCUUUAUAGAGUUAAUUGGAAAAUGCAGUGUUUGGUCACAUCAUAUCUUGUUAGAGAUCCUCAAUUCAUCUUCUCAUCUUUCUGUCUGAUUGCAUGUUUUUGCAGCCUCACAGCAACGUGAAGUCAUCUAUAUAACUCUUAUCAAGAAACAUACUGGCCCCCAUGUUGUUGUCCUCUGCUGCUGCUUUAUCUCAGGAUCGAUCCUCUUCCACGAGGGUCAGGCGAUUGCUUUUUUUUUCAUGGCUCUGUGAUCAGCUGCAUGAGUUAGGGUUGGAUCAAUCAUCUCAUCAGGCACUUGUUUUUCCAUCUUAUGUUUCCUUACUCUAGCAUAAUUGAAUCUAAAAUUACACACAAAAAAGAAGCAGACAUGUGCAGAUGUUCUGCUUACGUUGAGCUCAUUGGUAUGGGUUGUGUGUAUAAAUGAAUGAUAAUUGAGUAUGAUAGUGGGGAUGACCUUCACGUAUGAAUAAUUUUAGCUUCAUGAAUAAGAGAGGCUGUUGUUUUGGUCAAAGCCAGCAGAGGUAAAUCAGCAUAUGUGUUUGAGUUGUGUAUCCCCAAUAGACUUGAUUUAGCUGGUUGCACUGACAUGACCAAUCUUUACGUCUUGUUUGUCUGUCUGUAGCUUUGCAGAUGGUGCAGUCUCACUACAGUAAAGGUUUAUGUCAAAAAAAAAAAAAGAAAGUCCUUUUGUUAAAGUGCCUUGAGACUAUUUUCUCCAGCUAUUGAGUUAAAUACUUAAUUGUACUGGCUUUUUUCGGACAAUAGUCAAAUUUCGCUGCUCAAACACAUUAUUUUCUCCUGUCCCAUAUAUCUUUUACCUGUGUGUGUCAUAGGAGCAAAUUUUUUGAAUCCACAUUUAUAUAAAAAUGCAAUUUAAAAGUAAACAAAUGUGGAAAAUGAAGUGUUUGUAGAGGUAUUCAAAUAGAAAUAGACUUGACUUCACAAUGAUGCCUUCUGUAGCCAAAAUAUGGAAUCCUGAUGGAUUCAGGUAAACUAUUUUACUUCUGUUUUAUUCAUUUGCUCUCAUGAUUGUUGUGCCUGUUCAGUACAUUUUAAACAACCUGUGUGUGUCACACAUCCCUUGAGAGUUUGCAAAAUCAGGGUACUAGGGCAGCAAAUGUCACACUUUUUGCUUGUGGUCUGUGACUAAUAGGACACAGAGAAAGGUGUGUGUGUGUGUGUGUGUGUGUGUGUGUGUGUGUGUGUGUGUGUGUGUGUGUGUGUGUGUGUGUGUGUGUGUGUGUGUGUGUGUGUGUGUGUGUGUGUGUGUGUGUGUGUGUGUGUGUGUGUGUGUGUGUGUGAGAGAGUGCUUCAGGCAGACGAUGCACACCAUAAAGUCAGUUUUAGGCUUUUGCCAUCUGAAAUGUCAGUGUGUGUGUGUGCAAGUGCUCUGGCUUCAGCUCUGUGUAUCAUGUGUGUGUUUGUAUGUGAAGAGAGAAAUCCAGUUAACAGAGCUGUUAGUGUCAAAUUGUUGGUGUGAGCGCAGGCUACUUUGUGUGUGUAUAUCCGUGUGCCAUAUGCUCUUGUGCAAGUACUGUAUCGUCAAGAAAAUCUGUAUCUUUGCAUUCAUCAGCAACAGUGUGAAAGUAAAUGCUGUUGCUAGGGAAACUCCAGACCUUAGCGUACUGUACAUCUGCCGAGGUCUUGUACCUGCAUGCCUCUGUGUGUGUGACUCUGCAAACAAUCCACACCUUAAAGCUAGCUGAUAGCCUUAAUAGCUCGUCAUGUAAGACUAACACAUGGCAUCUAAAUCUUACACACACACAUCCACUGACUCCCGAGGGAUUGGCUAUUGUUCCUCUGGCAUGGAUUUAUUCGAUUCCCCCAGAAGUUUGUUUUCUGUGUGCAUUCGUGUGUGUGCGUGCAUUUGGACAAAGUGGAUCCCAGCUAGCCUGUUGCCAGCUAAAUCAGUGGUCUCAGAGGAGAUGUUCUGGGGAGGAGGGAUAAGAGAGAAUAUUGUGUUUGCACGACGCCUUCACGAGGAUCUCCCUCUAAUCGAAAUGUGGGUCUGGACUCCCAGUAGACUUGAGCAUGUUUUCUUUUUCUCAGUCUGUGUUCUCAAGGAUGAACAUUUAGUCCAAAACAACAACACUUCCACUGUUGUAGAUGAGGUUGUUAAUGGUUUACAUGUUUUGAUAAUGUCGGUAACAGCGCUUACAAUCCGAUAUAAAAUAGUUUCACAUCAGAUGACGUUUUGCUGCGUUUGAACUCAAAUUUACACAGGAACUGACAUUUAAAUCUUUGUAAAAAUUUUGUGUAUCUUUCAUUGUUGGUGUUUGAUCAUUUCUUUUUACAACAGUGAUUCCCAAACUCAGGACCAUUGUCUCAAGUUCUUUCACCCAUAAAAGCUUAAGACUAUUGCUUUUCUUUUUUCUUAUUGUGAGUAAAUGGCUUAAAUUAUAAAACCUAAGUAUAAUGUUAUCCAGUCUGUUUAACCAUACACAUCGCUUUACAAAAAGAGGUGACAUGUUACUUAAUUAUGAUGAACGUGGGUUUUCUAGUUUACGCUGAGUGGAUCUGAUGUUCAUCCUCCUGCUGCUAUUAAUAUUCAUUUGUUCAUGCGCCUUUCACUUUCUUGUUCUGCCUAUGUGGAUCUUUUUGUAAAGUGGCAUACAAAAUUUCCAUCAAAGACGCUUUCCAGCAUUUUGGCAUGAUUAGUGGAAUAUUUUGUCCAAUUUUGGAUAAAAAAAAAAAGGAACGCAACAACAUGCAAAUGACUGUUCUGCCAAAGGGAUUUGAACUCUCUGAUAACAUCUUUCAAGGUCUCAGAGAGUCUUCAUUAGCUUGUAAAAUUUGUGGUUUAUUUAAUCAUUAGAGAAAGAAAGACUAAGGGAUGUUGGUUUCAGAGGUUUAUACAUACUGACUACCAGUCUGCAGCUAUGGGCUAAUUCAAACAGCUGCCUCGCACUCUUAAAAUUAAAAUAAUCAAUCUGCUCUCAAAGCAAGAAAAGCCUGUACGAAAAUGACAAAUUAUCCAAGAUAGCCAUUUCCUCAUCUCAUAACGCUGAUAAAUGACAGCAGGGAUGUGAAAGUCAAGCUGAAGUCUGGAAGACCAACAAUACUUUCUGAGAGUUGCCGGAAGGACAAAUCUAAAGCUUUCUUUGACCUUCAGGGAGAUUUAGCAGACAUUAAAGUGGUGGUGUGUUGUCUUGCUGUGCAGUGAUUGCUGGCAUGGAAAAAUCAGGAGUAAACCUUUCCUAAGGUUUGCUUAAGUGUUAAUGUGUUGUAAUAAUAAUGUGCUUGCACAAAUAACCUCGGGGCCUGGAGCUCAGCCAUUGUGAGGGCAUGCCAUUUUAAUGCCUUGACCAGGACUAAGAGCUGAAAUCCAACAUGUGUAAAAACUGAUAAAGCAAAAUAAAUGUGUCAGGAAACCUUAAGAUAAUGCCAGGAUUACAUGAACUAGAGUGUUUGCAUGAGUAACAAAUUCAAAAGAAGGCUGCUUUGUCCUGCUUUGUUUUUAAUAUAAACUGUGAGGCACACAAACAUUAUCAGACUAAACUUCAGCCGUUCAACCGUUCCUCCAACAGCUAAACAACAGGUGUCCUAUUGAACAGUGCAACCAUUAACUGAUUGAGCCGCACCCAGCUUUAGGUGCCAACUGACAUGCAAAUAAACACUGUUGCACCUUUUUGCUUUUAAACAAAUUCGACUUGUAUUUUUUUUCUCCUUUAACAAGGAGGAUGUUUUAUCAUAAAGCUUGGAUUUAAUUUUAUAGAUUUGAUGGAGGUAAGGGAGAAGUAUUUGGACCCUUUGCAUUAUUUAAGUGAAAGCAGCAAUAACACAUUUUCAAACCAAUGUUGAAUGAAAUUCCUCCAGUCAAAUGUAAUUAUUAAUGUAAAAAACAUCUGUGGAAAAAAAUGCAUUUCAAAUCAAAACUGAAGUUUUCAGUAUGCUUAAUGGCUCCCUGCAGAACUUUAAUGCAUCAUAAUACCAUUUUAUUAUUACUUUGGCUGCAUACUGUACAUAAAUGAUUUGUUUCGCAUUAAUUCUGGUUUCAAAUGGAGUUUAUUUCAACUGUGGCUUAAUACUCUGAGAUUAAUGAUACAGAAAGGUAUCUUUUCGGAUCAGACACAAGAAUGCAGAUCAUAUGACCAAAAAAAAAAUAAGUACAAUCCCUCCAAAAUGUAGUCAAGAAAUGAAGGUACUCAUGUAAAGUAGACCCUCUGAACUGUAUUUUUUUGGGAUUUGCUGAAUUUUGCAUGGACCAUCUGCUUUUGUUCAAAUCAACUGGUGUUUGAACAGCUUAACUAAGUUUUAAGUUCUGCGCAGAGGAAUCUGUUUUGAUAAAGUCAUAAACAAGAGAGGUAAAAUAACAGUUUCAGGUGAUAAAAUCCAACAGUGCCACUUCCUACACUUCAUAAAUUUUCUAUUCUAAGGGCAGGUGCUCCAGUGUUUCACUGUGCUUCACUGAAUUUAAGAACUGAAUGGCCUCGGGGUAUUUUCUCUGCCGCUUGCUGCAGCUGCGUGGCCCUCUCUCCCCGGUGCUCCCCACCCAUCUCUGUGAGGAGGCAGUGGCUGCUAAAUGUCAGCAGAAAAAUUGUCACCGACCGCUUAUGUUUCAUUCAUUUGGUGCCACAGCUUCCCCAGUAUGUUAACUCUUAAUGCCAAAUAUGAAGAUCUGCUUUUAUGUGUAAACAAAGACUCUGCCACUGGGGGACUCAGAUGAUGAUGUUGAUGAUGACAUUUAUGGUGAAAUCGGAUGAGUCUGAAAGUUACACCUGGCUUCACGAGGCAUUUAUUGCUCCUUAGAUAGCACAAGGUCUCAUUCGCAAACAUUCUGUUAAUGUCUUACCACAUUUGCUGUUCGGUCUUUUAUCAUUCUAAAUGUGUUAUUGCGUAAUUACUACACCCUAAUUGUCCAAAGUGUAUUUGUACAAAAUAAUGAGCCAUCUGAUGGUGAUAAAACAUUCAUGCAAACUGAAUUUCUCUGAAUACCCCCUCACCAGGAGAGUGGAGUUAUGCACAUCAGUAAUGAUCGUGAUUCACUUUGUCUUCUCCUGCAGAAGUCACAGGUUUGCAGGGAUUCAGAGUGCAGCUCAGAAAUAAAAAAGGGACUUGACCCUGGCUUCAAUGGUAAACGGACAAACGCUGUACCAGUCAGUCUACCGAGCAGACCUUCCUGUUUUUUUUUUAUACGUGUGCAGUGCCAUCCCACCCUUUGCCUUUUAGCAAGCGAGAAGAGAAAUUGGCCUCAUGCUGUGGCCCAGUGCAUUCGGAGUUUGAUUAAUGAAAGACCUAACAUAGCCCCAUCUUUCCAUCUCUGUGCUUUUACUCCCUCUUAAAAAGUCACAGCAAAAGGUUACUGUAAAUGCCAUUAUGAGCGUUUCACAACCUCCCUUCCGCCAAAUGUCAUUCUUUGAACAUUUUAUACUCUGCAUUUCCUUUUUAAAGAUUUAUAUUUUCAUAAUUCAUAAUGUCCUUCCUCCGGUGUAUUUUACAGUUGUGUACCAUGAAAUAAUCUCCACAGUUAACUAUUUUAGAAGAAAAAGCUGGAAUGGAAAUCCUUUUAUUUUUUUUAUCCCCCACCCCAUCCAUAUCCUGUGAUAAUCGCUUUCAUUAUGUCCUACAAAAAGAAUUACAUCUUAAAAGCAGGCAUACUGUAUGGUCUUUUCACAGUCAGUGUGUGUCCAGAUAAGGCCACUUAAGUGACGCAAGGUUGGCAAUAGACAGAGGUUCCUGCUGGCCGACAGCGUGUGCUGCACGUUUAAAACCAUCGCUCAAUCUUAAUGUAUCAGACUGAGUAAUAAAAGGCAAUCUCAGUUUUCUUUAAGAUUUUUUUUUCCCCUCAUCUCUCAGGGUCUAAAUCAUUGAAAGGGCUUACGACGUGUUUGGAAUCGGUUAGAUGUUGAGCAAAAACUCUCUUCAAAGGGAUAGCAAAAGUGCUGCAAUGUAGUUAACUUGAGUGACUUUACAAAAAAGCUUAAUUGUUGGUGUUUGCAUGUGACUGAAUGCACUUCACAAAGCUUUCACUGCUUUCAGGGGACAUGGACAAGGUGAAGUCGAGCCAUGCUGUGACACAAAUUGGCAUAAAUGAAGCACUGUCUCUUGCAGACCAUUGUCUUUGUUGUGCCUACUUGCCAAUCAAACAAGAAAACUGUAUGACGCACUGUAACUUUCUUCUGAAGAUAUGAGCUGUACCGAGAGUUGAGCUGGUAUCUGCACACUCUAAAGCGUGGGAACAUAAUAAGAGCAAUCAUUUCAUUACAUACUGUAUGCUGACGAUUACAUCUGGAUUACAAUAUACAGUAGCAUUUCUGUUGUUGCUAGUAAUGGUUGUUUGGUUCAGUAUUGAAGCAAUGCCAAACAUUUGUACAUUUGUGUACAUUUUUGUAAAGAAAACAUUGGUAAACAUCUGUGCAGGAUUUGGAAGAAGUAAAA